This is a messenger RNA of Oryzias latipes (Japanese medaka), 4729 nucleotides long. RefSeq names its product solute carrier family 1 member 7a (gene slc1a7a). Gene Ontology annotation, cellular component: plasma membrane. The record is from RefSeq and is a predicted model, not a curated record. Lineage: Eukaryota; Metazoa; Chordata; Actinopteri; Beloniformes; Adrianichthyidae. Gene Ontology annotation, molecular function: glutamate:sodium symporter activity; L-glutamate transmembrane transporter activity; neutral L-amino acid transmembrane transporter activity. Gene Ontology annotation, biological process: L-glutamate transmembrane transport.
ACGGAGUGGCUAAACGAGGAGGGAGACUCGGACCAGCAGAGACACAGAUGAGAUGCUUCUGGUUUGAUGUGAAACAAGAGAGGAAAAGCUUAAAAGAAACAAAGCUGAAAUUUUCUAUACAUUUAUAGACCGGUGUCUCCAGUUUUCCAAAAUUUAUCAGUUACAUUUUUUUUUUCUUUUGUGUGGUCACUUUCUUUUUUGGGGGGGGUUCCUUUUUUGGUUUCUUUCUCAAGGGACCACUUCCAUCAUCAGAAGACAUCCAGCCAGCCCCCACCCCACUAAAGCACCCACAGUCUGAAUCCCGCUGCAGUUUGGCGGCAGCUGUGGUGCUGGUUCUACAUGGCUAAAUAAGUGGUGAAAAGAGGGGGGGGGGCAGCUCUGGUGGUUUUCUCUAAAGCUGCAGUCAAGACUAAGACAAAAAGGGGGAGCAGGCGGAGAAGGAGGAUGGCGGUGGCUCUGGAAGAAGUUUGGGGCCGCGUGAAGAAUGUCUGCAAGCAGAACGGACUGCUCAUCCUUUCUGUGCUGGCUGUGGUCAUCGGCUGCCUGCUGGGAUUCUUCCUCAGAGGCAAGCAGCUCUCCGAGCAGGAGGUGAAGUACUUCCAGUUUCCCGGAGAGCUGCUAAUGAGGAUGCUGAAGAUGCUGAUUCUGCCUCUCGUUGUUUCCAGUUUGAUGUCCGGUCUCGCAGCCCUUGAUGCAAAAUGCUCGAGUCGCCUGGGCAUCAUGACCAUUUCCUAUUACCUGUGGACCACCUUUGUCGCGGUGGUAGUGGGCAUCCUCAUGGUGUACAUCAUCCACCCAGGCGGAGCCGCCCAAAAGGAAGAUUCAGAUGAGAGCAAGAAACCAAUGACAAGCUCAGCUGACGCCCUGCUGGAUCUCAUUCGCAACAUGUUUCCGGCCAACUUGGUCCAGGCCACUUUUCAACAGUACCGAACGCACAGAGUUGCAGAACUCAUCCCCAAACCAACAGUGGCACAGACCCUGGAUGAGACCACUACGCGCAGGGUCUACAUUUAUGGCAUCCAGGACGACAACAGCACAGACAUUCAGAACUUCUCCUUGGACCUGACGCCGCCUCCUGAUGUCAUUGUGAAAACUUCGCCUGGUACCAGCGAAGGCAUGAACGUGCUGGGAAUUGUUAUUUUCUCAGCCACUAUGGGGAUAAUGCUGGGAAGAAUGGGACCCAAUGGGAGUGCAUUGGUAAACUUCUGCCAGAGUUUGAAUGAAGCAGUUCUAAAGAUAGUUGCCAUUGUCAUUUGGUAUUUUCCGUUUGGCAUUGUGUUCCUGGUUGCUGGCAAGAUCUUAGAAAUGGAUGACCCCUCAGCCAUGGGGAAGAAGUUAGGCUUUUAUGCGAUCACCGUAGUCAUGGGACUGGUGCUACAUGGCCUCUUCAUCCUCCCAGCCAUGUACUUCUUCAUCACAAAGAAGAGUCCUAUCGUUUAUAUCCGAGGCAUUCUGCAGGCCCUGCUCAUCUCAUUGGCCACCUCAUCCAGCUCUGCCACUCUGCCUAUCACCUUCAAGUGCCUCCUGGAGAACAACCACAUUGACCGACGCAUCAUUCGCUUCGUGCUGCCAGUCGGGGCAACAAUCAACAUGGACGGCACGGCUCUCUACGAGGCGGUGGCAGCCAUCUUCAUCGCUCAAGUGAACAAUUACGAACUGGACUUUGGCCAGAUCAUCACCAUCAGCAUCACUGCCACGGCUGCCAGCAUCGGCGCAGCUGGAAUCCCACAGGCUGGCCUUGUUACCAUGGUGAUCGUACUGACCUCUGUGGGCCUGCCCACCGAUGACAUCACUCUCAUCAUUGCCGUCGACUGGGCUUUGGAUCGCUUCAGGACCAUGGUGAAUGUGAUGGGGGACGCUCUGGCAACGGGGAUCAUGGCUCACAUCUGCAGGAAAGACUUUGUUAAAGAAGGAGAGCAGGUUCCACUCAUAUGUGAAACAAAACCCAUGAUAAGCAUCCAGCAGAUGAUGACGUACCAGAACCAGAAGAACGGCUGUUACCAGCCACCGCCGGGCAGCAAGCACGACCACCUCUCCCCUGACGUGGCUCGUCUGAUCCAGCUGGAGGAGGGCAUCAGGCCAGUGGAGAAGAAGAAGCACGCUCACGCCUCUCACAACAAGAGAGAGCACAGGGACAAGGACCACUGUUCUGUGGACAUGAACGGCCUGGAGACUAACGUAUGAAAGCAGCAGCUUUCAAAAGCGUAUCUGCAGAAACAGCAGGAGAGGAAAGCUGCUGCAAGUUUCCACGCUUCCUCCCUCCGAGACGAAUCGAGGUCCAGAGAAGUUAAAUGCAAACAAAACUGAGACUCUUUUUUACUUCAUAACCUUAUGUGAUAACCCACAUUUUAUUGCUUUUGUCUUUUGUGUAAAUACUUACAGCCACUAAGAAAAAUAAUAAUAUUAAUUGCUUGGAUGCCUGAAAAAUGCAAACAAACAAAAAGGAUUCUUAGAGGUUAUUCUUACCUGGUUGAUGUGCAUCCACUCCUGCAUUUCCAGCCUGCAACACAUUUCCAAACAAGCAGGGACAGAGUUUAUCAUCAAACUCACCAGUUUGACUAUGAAGUAUUGAUGUUUUUAACAAAGGUUUCCCAAAUCUGUCCCUCUGCCAAUAUGUUUUUAUUGGAUAUUAAAAGUUCCUGGUGCAGUUUUUCUGUGAAAAUAGGCAGAGCUAUGGUUCCUGAAGAACUUUUCCAUUGAAAACUGUAAUUUAAACACAACAGGUUGCUUAAAAGUGGGGGGAAAAUACCACCUGGCUGUUUGUUCCAACUGAAAACUCCUGAAAGGAGUUUUAUUGAAGUAAAUAGUGAUUUGUUAAUACUUUUUAGAAAGAAAGCAAAUUGGCAAACAUAAAUUAGUCGCAAAAAUGCCUCAAAUGUAAAAGACAUCUCAAUCAAAAGUCUACCAGCGGAUUUACUGAUGGCCUGAAAUGAUGUUAUUUUUUUCAGAAUGUAUCUGAACUGAUUAUGGCCUACUUCUUCUAGUUUGAUCCCUAAACCCUAAUACACAUACCAGUAAAUAUCUUUCAAUCUUAAAAAAAACAAAAAUAAAUUUGUUCGUUAUAUGGUAAGGUAUGUGGAAAGUUCAGGACCUGCUACUAAAUUUUUACACUUGAUGUAACAUUUUGAAUAAAUAAGAAUGAGAGUCAGAAGUUACCAGAAAUUGCUAUGAAACUGUCAUUUCUUUUUUUUUAAUGGAUCUAGAAAAGUUAAUUACAAUGGAGUAUUAAGUCCACCAUAAAAAUAAAAGAUAAAUAAAUGAACGAGAAUAAAAUAGUAAAAUUAUUAGAUAAAUGUUAUAAUUUUACAAGAAAAAGUCUUACUCAUAAUGUUAUCGUGUUUUUUUCCUAGUUGUAUGACUUUAUUCUCAUAAAUUAAAUUAUUUAUUAUGGUGGCCCAAAUACUCGUAAUUAAGACUUUCAUUUAUGCCAUAGAUUUCUCCUCCAGUUGUGUAACACAGCAAGAAUUAUUGUUUUAUUGAAGCCAAUCUGAAAGAAAUAAAUGUUUCUAGAGCUGAAAACACAAAAACGGUUUCCAAGAUACAAAAUAAAAACAGAUUUUAAAUCAAAUUAGAUCAAUAAAAAUGAACAAGUGCAGUCGUUCAAUUGCAGUGUGGCUCAUUAUAACACGUUUCCAGGGUGCUUUCUUCAGCACUUACAUUUAAUCUAAAGAGGACUGGUACACCCCCACAUUUUAGGCAAAAAGCUAGAAUCCAGAUCGACCAUGAUUAGUGGUUAACUGAUAAAUUAGGUCUCCAGUUCUUUAUUGUCAUGUUUAUUUGAGCCAAUCUCUGACAUGAAGGAAUUUAUGGAUUAUUAUAUAUCCAUUCCUUGUUAAAAAUGUAUUAAUUCCCCAUCAGUGUGCCUUUCUCACACUGUUUUAUGUGUUGCAGACUUCAGAUGCAGGAGUGAGUUUAUGUGCUGCAAGCAAAACCUCUGUUUGUAAAAAAUGAGAGUCUGUUUAGUUGAAGACAAAUUUCAUUUUCUGUUUGUUCCUUUUUUGAACUAAAAAAAGACAAAAAAAUAUUAAUUUUUUUAUUACGGUCUGAAUGUUCCUGCAAGUUGUGUCCUGGGCAUGACUGGAUGUUUGCUUUUUUUUAUUGUUACAACACGUACUUUAUGAAGAUCUUUGGGCAACAAGUUGCGGGUUUGGAACAAUAAUCGACUAUAUUCAGCAUCAUCUGCAAAACCACACCAUGACACAGGGGGUGCAAGCUCAGUAAUCAUGCAGAGUGGGAGUGAAAAACGGAAUUGUCUCCUGAUUUCCCUUCAACAACACUCCUUCUUACGCAAUCUUCUCUGCUUAUGCUUCUCCAAGCUCAUGUCGUUCCUCUGCUCCAUGGAUUCCCAUCAAAAGUAUCUGACGAUCACAAAGAGGGGUGUCUGAGCCAUCGACUUAGUCUUGUUGUUUUGAAUCUCACUGUAUCCGUCUUUGCCUUAAACAACCAAAGGAAACAUUCAGGAGGGCAGCACACUGUUUGCCAUAACAGUCGAGACGACCAGCGGAAGCAACAACAGGCCACACUGAGCUCCGUUCUAGAGGAUGUGACAUACUCUGUACAUUAUGUAGUUUUAAUACCAUUUUAGAGUGUUUCAAAAGCUGCAAUCAUGUAUUUGUAUGAAGAAAAAAAAAGAGUCAUAGCACAAAACUGUAUACAUGUAUAAAUGUCAAAAUGCAUUAUUGUAUUGUGGGGAAAUGUGAAGAAAAAAUAUACAUAUUUAUCGAAAGGA